Nicrophorus vespilloides is the source of this 1091-nucleotide messenger RNA. RefSeq names its product elongation of very long chain fatty acids protein AAEL008004-like. NCBI's taxonomy places the organism in Eukaryota, Metazoa, Arthropoda, Insecta, Coleoptera, Silphidae. The record is from RefSeq and is a predicted model, not a curated record. The transcript is spliced from 6 exons. Gene Ontology annotation, molecular function: fatty acid elongase activity. Gene Ontology annotation, cellular component: endoplasmic reticulum membrane. Bases 110 to 997 code for a protein of 295 amino acids. Gene Ontology annotation, biological process: fatty acid elongation, saturated fatty acid; sphingolipid biosynthetic process; fatty acid elongation, monounsaturated fatty acid.
AAGGGCCAAUCCGUCGUCCUUGGAUCUGAUCGAAGGGACAAGAAAAAAGAAAAAGAAGUUAAAUCAGAUCGUUUCUUGCCGAAUCCUUUAAGUUUUAAGAGAAGCGACGAUGGCGUUGGCGAAUUUCACGGAAACGUCCAAAGAGGUCUACCACUUCCUGUUCUACGAGCUGGCCGAUCCAAGAACGAACGAGUGGUUCCUGAUAGCAAAUCCUUUCCCGGGAUUAGCGAUCAUCGCUGCGUACCUCUAUUUCGUGCUCAGCUGGGGACCUAGGUAUAUGGAGAACAGGAAACCUUACCAGCUCAAACACACGCUCAUCGGAUACAACUUAAUCCAAGUUACCAUUAGUAUUUACAUCUUCUACGUAGCUCUCGUCGGUGGUUGGUUGAACAAGUACAGUUGGAAAUGCGAACCUGUGGAUUUCUCUAAUAACGAGGAUGCUUUGUUCGUAGCGACCGGUGUGUAUUAUUACUUUCUAGCCAAGAUCUCGGAGCUGCUGGACACGGUUUUCUUCGUGCUGCGGAAGAAGAACAACCAAGUGACGUUCCUCCACCUGUACCAUCACACCGUGAUGCCGAUGAUCAGCUGGGGUUGCACGAAGUACUUCCCCGGCGGUCACGGCACCUUCAUCGGCUUCAUCAACUCCUUCGUUCACAUCGUCAUGUACACGUACUACUUGCUUGCAGCGAUGGGCCCGUCCAUACAGAAGUACCUUUGGUGGAAAAAAUACAUUACAACGCUUCAACUGUUGCAAUUUUGCGUAGCCUUCAUUCAUUCUAUGCAGCUGUUCUUCUACGACUGCGACUACCCGAAAUGGUCCACGAUCUUCGUGUUACCCAACGCUAUCUUCUUCUACUACCUCUUCAACGAUUUCUACAAGAAAGCUUAUCAGAGGUCCGCAUCCAAGAAGAGCAUCGAAGUGAUGGUGGAGAAAACGAACGCUCAACUGUUCAGCCUCGCCGAUUCCAGGUCCAGCAGCUACAAGAAGAGGGAAUGAAGAAGCAAUAACGUUAACUUUAUCUUCUUACUGUAUUUAAUUAAUUGAUAAACCAAGGCUGAACUCUAUUCCAUGUACCUAUGUUAUAAACGUA